Messenger RNA from Gadus morhua (Atlantic cod), 1182 nucleotides. RefSeq names its product torsin-1A-like. Gene Ontology annotation, biological process: nuclear membrane organization; protein localization to nucleus. Gene Ontology annotation, cellular component: endoplasmic reticulum lumen; nuclear envelope. The transcript is spliced from 8 exons. Gene Ontology annotation, molecular function: ATP binding; kinesin binding; ATP hydrolysis activity. The coding region runs from base 1 to 1182 and encodes 393 amino acids. NCBI's taxonomy places the organism in Eukaryota, Metazoa, Chordata, Actinopteri, Gadiformes, Gadidae. The record is from RefSeq and is a predicted model, not a curated record.
AUGCCUGUGCUACAGCCUUCACCAGGCCACAGGCGGUCCACACCAAGCCCCAGUCUGGGCAUAACCGACGCCAAGCGGCCCUGCAUCAUGGACGCCGAUGUCCUCAAGAUCGCCCACGGCUUGUUGGGUGUGGGGCACUACGGGAACGCCAAGAACCGGGACGUCGAUGGGACGUGGAGUUGCAUGUCUUGCGACACCUGCACGGCGCAGAAAGGAGCGACCCAGCACCGCCACGCCACUUGCCAACAUCGGACGCGAGGGCGCCUCGGACGCUUCAAGCCAUCGGACUAUGAUUGGUACGACAAAAUAACAUCCUCCAAUGAAGACUGUAACAUGGAUUGGAUUUCCUUUGACGGUAAAGGAGUAGGAAAAGAUGUCCUGAAAAGCCAACUGUUAGUUCAACACAUUGCUUCAGAGGUCAUCAUGAAUGCUCUGACUGGAUUCAUGAACAAUGACAACCCCAAUAAGCCUCUGGUCCUCUCUUUCCAUGGGACUACUGGCACGGGGAAGAAUUUGGCCAGUCAGCUUAUUGUCAAAAACAUCUACAAGAAGGGGAUGGACAGCCGCUUCGUCCAUUACUUUAACUCUGUAGUUCAUUUCCCAUACAGACGUCAAGUGGAGACCUACAAGACUCAGUUACAGCAUUGGAUCAGAGGAAAUGUCACCAACUGUGCCCAUUCCAUGUUCAUCUUUGCUGACAUGGACAAGAUGCAUCCUGGCCUAAUUGAUUGCAUAAAGCCAUUUAUGGUCCACCGUCAGAAGCUGGAUGGCGUAUCAUAUCGGAAAGCCAUCUUCAUCUUCCUCAGUAAUGCUGGGGGAGAAAUCCUCACACAGACCACUUUGGAUUUCUGGAAAGCAGGAAAAGACAGACAGGAAAUCAAGCUGAAGGACGUGGAGACGGCCCUCUCUUCCUCUGUGUUCAACAACCAUAAUAGUGGAUUGUGGCAUUCCAGUUUGAUAGAGAGUAGCCUUGUGGACUUCUUCAUCCCAUUCCUGCCCCUGGAACACUGGCACGUUGUCCAGUGUAUUAUGGAUGAGAUGGAAGCCAGGGGCCUCCAACCAGACCCUUAUAAGGCCUUUGAAAUGGCAGAUGAAAUCGUGCAUUACUUUCCUCAGGAUGAGGGAGUCUUCUCUGUCCCGGGUUGCAAGACGAUUGCCAGCCGGCUGAGGAACUUCAUGUAA